GUCUGCGCCUGCUCUCGCUGAUAGCACGCGUUGCUCUCAUUUUUUCGCGCUGUUUUUGCCGCAGCGGCUGCAAGUUAGGAGUUUUGUUUUUGAGUACCGUAGCAGAAGUCUUCAUGAUGUCGUUGUUCCCGAUUGUAUUAUCGUCACGGGUAGUUCUGCAGACUGCUAUGUUAGUAAUGAUGAAUACUAGGUACCUCGAGCCUGAACCGACUGCAUUCACCCCCGCUCCUCCACUGUCAAGCACGGAGACCAUCCAGGGAGACUCCACACGUUGUUACGGCAUAUAUGGUUGCUUCAGUACGGAUAGCCCAUGGACAUCUGAGACCCGACCAAUCAGCUUGCCUCCAGAAUCUCCAGAGAAAAUAAAUCCCUAUUUUUGCUUAUACACACGAAGGAAUCGACAAGAGUGCCAACGUUUGGAACUAAUGAGAUGGAAUGCUUCCUAUUUAAACCCCAGGCAAAAUGUAGUGCUUAUCAGUCAUGGAUAUUUGGAAAAUGGACAGAAACCGUGGCUUAUGAAUAUGACCAGGGCCCUUCUUGACCAUUCUGAUAUGAAUGUUAUUGUUAUUGGAUGGGGUGGAGGCUCUAAACCACCGUACUCCCAAGCAGUUGCAAAUAUUAGAGUUGUGGGUGCAAUGGCUGGUCAUCUUGUUGCACAUAUGGUGAAUAAUGUUGGAGUUGAUGUGAAAAAGUGCCAUGUCAUUGGGCACAGUUUAGGUUCUCAUGUAGCGUCAUACAUUGGACAUACUCUACAAACAAAAUUUAGAAUGAAGCUUGGUCGCAUAACAGGACUGGAUCCUGCAGAACCGCAUUUUACAAAAACUGACCCCAUUGUGCGCCUGGACCCAUCUGAUGCUGAUUAUGUAGAUGUUGUACAUACUGAUGCAGCACCGUUCAUGAGCGGCGGCCUUGGACUGAAAGAACCUGUUGGUCACGUGGACUUUUACCCAAAUGGAGGCAUUCGUCAGCCUGGCUGUACUGAUGGAGUCUUUGGGCAUAUAGGAAGACAGAAAGGAAGUUUGUCCAAAGGUCUGCGCAGUUUUGUCAGCUGCAACCACCUUAGAAGCCAUGAAUAUUAUAUGGAAUCAAUAAAUACAAAAUAUCCUUUCAUGGCUAUAGAAUGCAAGUCUUGGGAAGAUUUUCUUAAUGGUUCUUGCUUUUCUUGUGGAAAGCACUAUGAUAUAAAAAAUGGUUAUAAGAAUGGAGAAUCAUACUGUACAAGAUUUGGUUACAAUUCGCAACCACAUAUGGUGACAAAUUCAAAAAACAGAAUUCUACAAAGGAGAAGUGUUAAAACAUACCUAAUUACAGGAUCUGAAACACCAUUUUGUCGUGAACAUUUUAGAGUAUUAAUAAACGUUUCAACUUCACCUGCAAGUGUGAAACAUGGGAGUGAAAUUGGACACUUCUGGAUUGUUCUAAAAAGAGGAGAAUCUGUUGAAAGAAUCCAAGUGAAUACAAGGGCUAUACUGUUUGAACCAGGUACACAACACAAGUUCAUAGUAUCAACAAAGUGUUCAGAAUCUCUUGAAGGAGUUAGUAUUGAAUGGGUGUAUGAAACGUCAUUUUUAAACCCCCUUACAUGGAGAUUUGUCACACCCCCAAGAUUAUUCUUGCAGUCUGCUGUAGUUGAGAACCUGGAGCGGUCAAGCAGGCACACGUUAUGUCCACCUUAUGGUAGGGCAAUAUAUCCCAAAGAAGUAAUGGAAAUGAGGAGGAAUUUGGACUGUAAACAAGAGUGACUUCCAUAAACCAUUUAACUAAAUUAUUACUUGGCAGUUCCUAAUAUUCAGUACCAACAGGUACUGGAGAUGCUGUCAGUGAAUCUGUGAUAGUGUGUUGUUACACGAGGACAGUGUGAAACAUUGUUCUCUCUCUCUCAUAAUGUACCAAAGAAUUGAGUGUGAGUUAAUUUUUUGCAAGUGUUAAAUAUUUGCAAAAGGACUGAAAACAGAAUGUUUGAUCUGCUUAGCAGGAGUGGGUGUAAUUAGCAUAGACUAAGUGAAGAAACAUUGAGGUGUUCAAUUCUAA
This is a messenger RNA of Schistocerca americana (American grasshopper), 2031 nucleotides long. Its product is annotated as pancreatic triacylglycerol lipase-like. Gene Ontology annotation, molecular function: triacylglycerol lipase activity. Gene Ontology annotation, biological process: lipid metabolic process. Lineage: Eukaryota; Metazoa; Arthropoda; Insecta; Orthoptera; Acrididae. The record is from RefSeq and is a predicted model, not a curated record. The coding region runs from base 114 to 1742 and encodes 542 amino acids. The transcript has 11 exons.